AACUCUAGUUCAUGGUUGAAGUUAAGGGGUAAGUAUACUUUGUAGGUUAUGUUAUCGAUCUACUAGAUUUUCAACUUUUAUUGAUAAUUUUUAUUCUUUUGAAAGUAAAGAUGUUGAUAAUUGACGGGAUGUCUGUAUAUGGAACAUUUUUGGCAUUGCAUAGGAGUCAGCUCGAGGCGUCUUGUGUCCCUGAGCAUUUUUGGCAAACAUUGUGUAAUAAAGUUGCAGAUGAAGUUUUCGAUGCUGGCAACACCUUCAAUAUAAUGAAGAUAGAACCAGACGAUGGUAGCAGACCUUCGUGUAAGGUAAUCGUAAAUGCGGCAGGUGGAGUUCAAGUUGAAGACCCCACACACAUAUAUCUCAUUGACCAUGCAUGGACCUACAGGGGUGGUGAAGCGCGGCUUCACCUCGAGCGGAUACCGGGCCUGCUCGACAGGAUGCUGAACCUCAUGGGGAUCAGCCCUUGUGUCACGGAGGAAGAAUCAGUUAAGUUGGUCAUGAGAGAAAUGUGGCGGUUCAAUCGUACUUACACCAUUAGGUCACCAACAGAUGAAAGUGCAAGGCUCCCGGUGUGGUAUAUAAUGGAUGAAUUUGGUUCAGCGAUACAGCAUUCAGAUGAACCGACCUUUAGAUGUAUUCCUUUUUUUUAUCUGCCUGAUCAAAUUCCUUAUUCUAUACUGUUUCCAGUUAAGAAUGUCGAAAUUGGUGGUGAAGUUACUAUUGAUUUUGUUGAAGGUCCUGAAAGAGAUCCAUUGGUAAGAACUGCCUGUUUGCUUCCAUGGAUCACUUCUUUAUUUCUUAAUGAAGAUUUCACACAGUCAGAACCAGAUGAUGAGUAUUUUCUUGAAGGACACAUUCAGGAGACUAUUUGUAGUAGUUGGAAUGAUGGUGCAGACAUAAGGUCUUCAGCUAGCGCAGAAAAAUUAAAAGUUUAUUCUGAAUACUCUUUGGUGAAUGAAUAUCUUUCAGAUCCUAGAUUUGAAAUUACGGAUGACGAAGAAACUGCAAAUAUCUUGUGGUAUACGACACAUUUCCGUGAUUAUGAAAAGUUAAGCGAGUCAAAAAUUGUUAAGUUUGUUAACCAGUUUCCGUAUGAACAUGUUAUAACUAUUAAAGACUUACUGGCCAUUGUUUGUCGUCGUGUUAAUAAUGGGACCGGCUGUGAUUCUCUGUCACUGGAAACAUAUCCAUUGUGGCUUCCGACUACGUACAAUUUGAAGACAGAGCUUCCCAAAUUCGUCAGUUAUUUCCAACACAGGGAAGCUAAAGGUCUGGACAAUCAUUGGAUUUGCAAGCCUUGGAACUUGGCCCGAGGACUGGACACACACAUCACCAACGACAUAAACUGCAUCGUGAGGUUACCCUUUACCGGUCCCAAAAUUGCUCAGAAAUACGUGGAAGACCCGGUGCUGUACUACCGCCCGGGAUGCGGCGGUGUUAAGUUCGACGUGAGGUACGUAGUGCUGCUGAAAAGCAUGUGCCCCGUGGUCGCCUACGUGCACAGGAAGUUUUACCUCCGCUUCGCCAACGCGGCGUUCGAUUUGGACGGCCUGGACGUGUAUGACAAGCACUUUACGGUCAUGAACUACGAGAGAGGGGCAGAGCUCUACCACAAGCGAUGCGACGAGUUUGUGCCCGAGUUCGAGGCCCAGCACGGUUUGGUUUGGUCGGACGUGGAGCGGGACAUAGUGUCCAUGCUGCGUGCGGUCUUGGACAUGGCGGCAAGCGAGCGGCCCCCGCGCGGCAUCGGCCGGUGCCCUCUGUCCCGCGCCCUGUACGCGGCCGACGUCAUGCUGGCGUGGCGGGCGGACGGCGACGGGCGCCGCGCUGUGCAGCCCAAGCUGCUGGAGAUGAACUGGGCGCCUGACUGCCAGAGGGCGUGCCAGUACUACCCUCGGUUCUACGACGACGUGUUCGCCCUGCUCUUCCUGGACGAAGUCAGAGACGACGUGUUCCUGCAGCUGUGAACGCUUUUUAAACUUGCGAUGAGAAUAUUCCUUAUGGUGCUAAUGUUUCAUAUGAUUUUUUUUUUUUCGUGUGGAAAUUUUAUUUAUCAUAUUUGUAAUUGCUAUCACGUAUUUAAUUUUAUUUCAAGCGUGAUAACUUUUGGUAACUCAGUAUAUGUUCUGUAUCGUCUUUGUUGCAUUUUUACGAAUGAGACUUUUUAAAUUUAAAUAAUAGGCUUUAAAUUUUAAAACCAUUGAUUUUGGUUUACAGGGUCCAUUAGAAAAUAUGUCAUCAAAGUGGAAAUUGUACCAGGUAAGAGUUUUUCUCAGAAAAUUGAAAUAAAAUUCUAAAAAUUCCAAA
Messenger RNA from Bacillus rossius redtenbacheri, 2307 nucleotides. RefSeq names its product tubulin--tyrosine ligase-like protein 12 (gene TTLL12). Gene Ontology annotation, biological process: protein modification process. Lineage: Eukaryota; Metazoa; Arthropoda; Insecta; Phasmatodea; Bacillidae. Bases 111 to 1967 code for a protein of 618 amino acids. The transcript has a single exon. Gene Ontology annotation, cellular component: cytoplasm. The record is from RefSeq and is a predicted model, not a curated record.